CUCGUUUCUCUGAGUCGUUAAGUCCGCGAGGGCAGACAUUUUGAGCCCUGACUGCUCACUCCCUUACCUUAAGUCCGCAUCUCCGCAGAAACACAACAGCAUGACCGAGGAAAAGACUACGAGCCGAAAGAAGUUCACCUGGAGCGACCAACAAACGCUCAGGUUAAUUGACCUCCGUCUGGAGCGUGAGACCCUAUUCACGGGUCACAGGAAUGCAUCUUCCCACGGUUUUGAGUAGUGUCAUCAUUACAGAGAUGGGCCUUGUAGGCGCUAUAACAGCCAAUCAAGCUGCAAAGAAGUGGGAAAAUCUGAAGAAAAAGUACAGGGAUCUGAUCUUGGCAAAGACAGAGGAUGGAGAGGUCAAAGCAGCAAACUGGCCUUUCUAUGAGGCCAUGCACAGAGCCCUGGGGCCGAGGGACUCCAGCAGGCCUUUCAAUAUUAUUGCCUCUGCAAUGGACUGGAGUGAAGAAGCGCCUUAUGAGGGCCCUGACGAGGGCCUUGAUGAGGGCCCUGAUGAGGGCCCUAGUUCCUCUGCACCAGGGCCUGAUGAGGACCCUGGUUCCCCUGCUCCAGGGCAGUCACACUCUGGAGGGAAGAAACCCAGAAAAAGGAAAAAUGAAGUUUUGACCUUUCUACUGGACUACGGUGACAGACAAGAAAAGAGGCUGAGGGAGCUGGAUGAAAAGGAGGAGGAGAGGGAAAAGAGGAGGGAUGAACAGUUAUCCAGGUUAAUUGACAUUUUUGGGAAGAUGGUGGACAAGAUGUAGUUUUCCUCAUCAUUUUUUUUUAUUUAUAAUUUGAGGUUCAAUUUCUUUUGUUUUCAUUUUAUAUUAGACAAAUCCUCAGUUGACCUGCUGUUUAAUAAACC
Molecule: messenger RNA, 868 nt
Organism: Cololabis saira (Pacific saury)
Lineage: Eukaryota; Metazoa; Chordata; Actinopteri; Beloniformes; Belonidae
Exons: 4
Coding region: 213-767 (184 amino acids)
Source: RefSeq, a predicted model, not a curated record